This is a messenger RNA of Rotaria sordida, 1164 nucleotides long. The record is from the annotation of a GenBank genome assembly. NCBI's taxonomy places the organism in Eukaryota, Metazoa, Rotifera, Eurotatoria, Philodinida, Philodinidae.
AUGCUCUUAACACGGGGUUCUUUAUCCCUUAUUAAGAGCUGCUCUGGCAAGCUCUUUCAUACAGUGCCGCAGACGAUGAAAGCUGCUGUGUUGACAAGUUUCUCGGAACCUCUGAAAAUCAAAGAAGUCGAGACUCCCAAACCAGGUCCCAAUGAUGUUUUAGUUAAGAAUAUUGCUUGUGGUGUAUGCCACUCGGAUUUGCACAUAGCGAAAGGAGAUUUUCCUGGACGACCUCAGUUACCUCGAAUCUUAGGUCAUGAAGGAAUUGGUGAGAUCGUCGAGUUGGGCUCGAAUGUUCGUGAUCACCUGAAAAAAGGAAAUAUUAUCGGUGUGCAAUGGUUACACAAAACCUGUCUGCAUUGUGAAUAUUGUCUGACAGGACGAGAAACACUUUGUAAACAGCAACAAAAUUCUGGUUUCUCAAUGGAUGGCGGUUUUGCAGAAUAUGUUCUGAUGGAUGCUGAUUUUGCUGUCAAACUUCCUGAUGGUAUGGAUCCGUAUACAUCCGCACCGCUCUAUUGUGCGGGUGUCACUACAUACAAAGCUCUAAAAGUGUCUAAGGUUCGAGCUGGCGAAUGGGUGUCGAUUGUAGGUGUAGGUGGUCUUGGAUCUAUCGCCGUGAGAUAUGCCGUGGCUAUGGGAAUGCGAGUGUUGACUGUUGUGGCUCCAAAUGACAAAGCUGCUGUGGAAUUGUCCAAAGCGAUGGGUGCCGAAGAAGUUUAUGAUGGUCCAAGUGAUCAGCAUGGUAAAUGGGUUCGACAAAAAGUGGAUGGUGUUCAAGCAGCAAUCAUUACUGUUCCUCUCAUUCAAGCCUAUGAGGAAGCAUUGAAGUCGGUGAAACGUGGUGGUCGUAUCGUAGCUAUUGGAUUGCCCGCCGAGAAAAUGUCUAUAUCGACCAUUGAUUUUAUUUUGCGUGAAAUCAAACUGAUUGGUACCACUGUUGGCACACGUAAAGACUUACAAGAAGCAUUGGAAUUGGCCAAAUUACCAUCAAAAGUUCUAGAUAACUUAAAAACUAUGCUUUGUGCAUCUGGUAACAUUAUAAAACCUUUAAAUGAUCUAGAAGAACGUGCAGAACAAGAAAAAGGUUCUGCAGACAAGAGUACAGCAAAAUCAGGUUUGGUACGAGAUUUUUGGGAUUUGGUAGGUCCUACCAAACGUUAA